This is a messenger RNA of Didymosphaeria variabile, 1038 nucleotides long. RefSeq lists its product as uncharacterized. Lineage: Eukaryota; Fungi; Ascomycota; Dothideomycetes; Pleosporales; Didymosphaeriaceae. The transcript is spliced from 2 exons. Bases 1 to 1038 code for a protein of 345 amino acids. Gene Ontology annotation, molecular function: dioxygenase activity. The record is from RefSeq and is a predicted model, not a curated record.
AUGGCAGACAUCAACGUCUCCCAAGCCGUCGCGCAGGACGACCUCGUCAUCCCCCUCAUCGACUUCUCUGCCUUCCUCAGUGGCACGCCGGCCCAGAAGCAACAGACUGCCCAGGCCGUCCUCAACGGCUUCCAAACCGCCGGCUUCAUCUACCUCUCGAACCACUCCAUCCCCGCCUCCACCAUCUCGACCGUCUUCGCCAACUCCGCGAAAUUCUUUGCGCGCCCGCAGGACCAGAAGGACAAGCUAGCAUGGUACUCCCCUGAAGCGAACCGCGGAUACAGCGGCUACGGCCGCGAGAAAGUCUCGCUUCCUGAUGAAGACAAGGGAAAGGUGGCUGAGUUGCGCGCGGUGCCUGAUCUGAAAGAGUCGUUGGAGAUAGGGCGCGAGGGCGAGAAGGGAAUGCCGAACAUGUGGCCGGCGGUCGAGGGCGACGAGGAUGCGAAGACGUUCAAAGAGACCAUGCUUGCGUUUCAUGAUACGUGUAAAGAGCUGCAUAUGCAGUUGAUGCGGGCGAUUGCGCUGGGCAUGGGCAUCGACGAGUCGUGGUUCGAUGGGUAUACCGACGUUGGUGAUAAUACGCUGAGACUGCUGCACUAUCCUGGGGUGCCGAAGAGCAUGUUUAAGAGGGAUGAUGGGCAGCUGCAGGUUAGGGCGGGGGAGCACAGUGAUUAUGGGUCGCUUACUUUGCUGUUCCAGGAUGAGAGGGGUGGGCUGCAGGUUAGGAGUCCGAAGGGGACGUUUGUGAAUGCUACGCCGAUUCCAGGGACUAUCGUUAUUAAUGCGGGGGAUUUGUUGGCGAGGUGGUCGAACGAUACGAUUAAGAGCACGAAGCAUCGUGUGGUGGAGCCGCCGCCUAAGGUCGACAACACGGGCUCGGAUACGUACCCGCCAAGGUAUUCGGUGGCGUACUUUUGCAAUCCGAAUUUUGAGAGGGUUAUCGAGGCGUUGCCGGGGACGUACGAGGAGACGGGGAAGAAGUAUGAAGGGAUUAAGAGUGGCGAGUAUCUUGUUAAGAGACUGACCGCAACGUACUGA